AUGCGUUCCAAAGAUUACUAUCUCACACGAACCGAAGCUGAGCUCAUCCGGCUCAAUGCCGACAGCAUUGUCGAGACGAUCCCUGACGGCAGCGUGAUUCUCGAACUCGGUAGCGGUUGUCUCUCCAAAACAUUCAUCAUUCUUAAUAUCCUGGCCCGGAAGCGGAAACACGUCGUCUACUACGCCCUCGACGUCUGCGCAUCGACACUUGCGGCAAGCCUCGCACAACUUCGCUCCGCCCUGAAGCACUCGCCGUACGUAACCUGCCGCUCGUUGUGCAUGACGUACCGGGACGGGAUUUCAUGGCUCGCCAACGAACCUUCGCUGUCCGGGACGCCAGUCAGCGUCUUGUGGCUUGGUAGUAGUUUUGCCAACGAGCCCCAAGGCGACUUCCGUCAGCUUCUCCACGGCAUCUCCGCGGCGCAGAUGGCACAAACCUCUACCUCUACCUCUCGCCGCCGAAUCUUCGGGUGGCAGUUGCUGGUCGCUGCGGACGGAACCAAGGAUCCGGAGACAGUAUCGCGAGCGUACGACACGCGGGAUGGGCUGUCGAAGGAGUUCACGUUGAACGUGUUGGACAAUGCCAACCGAUCGCUGGGGGGUGACGUUUUUGACGUGAACCAGUGGUGCUUUGACGGGGAAUGGGAUGCCAGGAAGGGGCAAUUUCAGACCUGUAUCAGAGCACUGGAGAAUCAAACUGCUAGGGUCGGGAAGGAGGAAGUUCUGAUCAAGAAGGGAGAAAAGAUCAAGGUGAUUGCGAGUCGGAAGCUGGGGCAGAAAGAUGUUCAGGGGUGGCUGGUGGGCACAGGCUUUACCAUCAGCAGCUCCUGGACACACCCAGAGUUUGCCUAUAAUUCAGUUUACCGGAGGAAAAGGCUCGCGUGCAACAAGCAGGCUGGGAACGACUCUACCGAGGGCAACUCGGUCGACUGGUUCGAUCCUACUUCCGGAGAGUGUUUGAUCUUUAGACCGCCAUUGAAAGACGAUGGCUUCAGAAAUUCCAAGGAUUUGUUGGAAGACCAACAGCCACGGUUCCACGGUUAUCUCACAGAUGAUGGAGCUUACAACAGUCUGGUUGGGAUUCUCGGAGCAGCCCAGAAGUCAUUAAUUGAAGGUUGUCCUUGUUUCUGUCUGUCCAUCUUGUGUAAAAUAGCUCGUCGUCAGCUCUUGGCCUCCCCCCACGUAGGCUGUAUUGCGCCCACGUUGGGCAGUCAUACACGUUCUGCAACCGAAUGUCCGAGUGCCAAGUGCCACAACUUCCAACAGGAUUAUGUCAAAACCAACCCUUUAUUUUGGUGUCCUAUUUUCGUGUCCACCCCCCUUUCUCAAAACCGCCGCUCCCCGAUUCCGUCCUCGACCAAGUCAACAGCCGACAUCGGUAGAGAGAACCCCGAUUACAACGAAUAUCUUAGUACCCCAAGUCCGAUAUGUAUCGCCAUCACACACGACAUGCUGCAGGCCAAUCUCAAAAGAUGCCGUGAUGCCCCACCACGGGCAGAUCCCGCAUACAAGUCGAUACGCCAUUGGCGAGAGGGUGUCGCCAUCAAGGAUGUCGAUAGUUCGGAUGCGGCCCACGCCAAUGACGGCUUCAACCCGGCCACCUUCAAGCCCAAAGCAUCAUUUCACGAUGCCUCCCUCCCUGGAGACGCCCCCGGCCAUCCUCUGUACGGAGUCGCCCUGAGCCCCGAGAGCAUCGAGGAUAUAGUAAGCACCGGCUGGCCAGGGUCGAAGAUAGAAUCCAUCAAGCCGCUGGAGGCUGGGAAGUCGUUCAACAACAAGAUCUACUUUUUAAAGAUAUGUCAUACGGUAUUGGGGGUACAAGAUGUCGUGCUCAAAGUCAAUGGGUCAUUGUACGAUGGCGACAAGGUGCAAAACGAGGUGGCCUGUUUGCGGCUCCUCGAGCUCUAUUGUUCAGAGGUGCCGGCUCCUCGCGUGAUGGCGUGGUCAGAGGCGGGGACUCAAGCAACAUUCGUCUCCCCCAACCACGCGGAGACCAAAGCCUUGGGAGAAGGCGCUGCGGGAGACACCGCUGGAUGGAUUCUCACUUCCCAACUUCCAGGCAAACCCGUCAACACUGCCGACCUGGACGCCGCAGCAAUCGCGAGCCUUGCCACACAACUCGCCGACAUUGUCGCGAGUUGGCGCCAGCGCAUCCCCUUCCAAAAGCACGGCGGAAACCAUGCGGCCCAGGCAUUCCCGAUCUUGUCAUUCGAGGUAUCCUCGUGGAGGAGAUGA
This is a messenger RNA of Chaetomium globosum CBS 148.51, 2235 nucleotides long. RefSeq lists its product as uncharacterized. The transcript has 5 exons. The coding region runs from base 1 to 2235 and encodes 744 amino acids. The record is from RefSeq and is a predicted model, not a curated record. NCBI's taxonomy places the organism in Eukaryota, Fungi, Ascomycota, Sordariomycetes, Sordariales, Chaetomiaceae.